Australozyma saopauloensis is the source of this 954-nucleotide messenger RNA. RefSeq lists its product as uncharacterized. The record is from RefSeq and is a predicted model, not a curated record. The transcript has a single exon. The coding region runs from base 1 to 954 and encodes 317 amino acids. Lineage: Eukaryota; Fungi; Ascomycota; Pichiomycetes; Serinales; Metschnikowiaceae. Gene Ontology annotation, cellular component: Golgi membrane.
AUGAGCAAGCGAGGAACUCUCCCCUACUCCUACCAAGAUCUUUUUCCCCAGUCUGGAUCGAAUUCCAAAGAGCAGGGCGCUCCGAGCUCAAUUGCCGGUAGUUCCUUCUCGGAAGUGAUACGGAAUAACAACCAAUUCACCCCUGCAAGGAACUCUCAAUCAGGGGCAGAUGGCAGAUCUACCAAUUGGAAACGGAUGCUCAGACGUCUAUUCCGUCCUCGUACGCUUGACUUCGAGAAUGCCGUCUGGGAGAUCUACUACCUUGUGGUCAACCCUAAGAAAAUGUUCCGCAACAAUUACACCUACAAAAGUAAUGGACGCAACUCGUAUCUGCGGGACGAUCCAUCCUUUCUCAUUCUUCUUACAGCAUUGCUUUUUGUGAGUGCCAUAGCAUGGGGUGCUACCUAUAAAAGUACCUUCUGGGAGGUUAUCAAGGUCAUAUUCAACAUGGUGGUGUUCGACUUUUUCGUGCUGGGAAUCAUUUUUGCGACCAUUCUGUGGUUUGUAGCUAACAAACUAUUCAACCCUCAAUUUUCCUGGAGGAAUGUGUUUGCAAACACGGCCAAGUACAGUGUCAAUUACAUUGAUUGGGCCUUCUGCUUUGACAUCCACUGCAACUCCUUCUUCAUAAUCAUGUGUUUGCUCUACGCUUUGCAGUUUUUCUUGCUUCCUGUUCUCAUGCACGAAAAAUCCUUCUUGGCCGUUCUUUUCGGAAACACGUUAUACUUUGGUGCAAUCGGACACUACUUUGUCAUCACCUUCUAUGGUUUCAACUCUUUGCCCAUGAUCGGCAACUCCUAUUACACUCGAUCUGCCACCGGAUCAACUCCUGCUAAAAUUCUACAGCUCACGAUUUUAGCUGGUGUCUUGCCCGUCAUUGCCCUCAUCUGGCUCUUGAGCAUUAUUUUGAGGUAUAACAUUUGCUACAUAAUGGUCACUAAAUAUUUUAAGUAG